Molecule: messenger RNA, 4453 nt
Organism: Anoplopoma fimbria (sablefish)
Lineage: Eukaryota; Metazoa; Chordata; Actinopteri; Perciformes; Anoplopomatidae
Product: heterogeneous nuclear ribonucleoprotein L-like
Exons: 14
Coding region: 1-1725 (574 amino acids)
Biological process (GO): regulation of RNA splicing; mRNA processing
Cellular component (GO): nucleus
Molecular function (GO): mRNA binding
Source: RefSeq, a predicted model, not a curated record
AUGACGCUGAAUAUCAUCUUCAUCCGUCAGUUCACCAUCUCUUCUGUGAUGGAGGAGAGUGCAGACAGAGGAGGAGGAGGAGGAGGAGGAGGAGGAGGAGGGUACCACCGGGCAGCCAAGCGGCUCCGGACAGAAGAGGAGGCCGCCGGAGAGGAGCUGGAGGACGGGGAGGAGGACUCCGCCGGAGAGGAGGCAUCGGGGAGCGGCAGCACAGAGAGCAGGAGCCGGAGGAGCCGAGGGACGAAGGACGAUGUGGAGGACAGUCACCGCAUCCCUCCGUCUCCGGUCGUCCACGUCAGAGGACUCUGUGACGCCGUGGUGGAGGCUGAUCUGGUGGAGGCGCUCGACAAGUUCGGCAACAUCUGCUACGUGAUGAUGAUGCCGUUUAAGCGUCAGGCUCUGGUGGAGUUCGACAGCGUGGAGAGCGCCGAGCGCUGCGUGUCGUGUGGAACUCGGGAGGCCGUCUGCGUCGCCGAGCAGCAGGCCUUCUUCAACUUCUCCACCAGCCAGAGAAUCACCAGACCCACCAACGUAGACGACCCCACCAGCGGAAACAAAGUUCUGCUGCUGUCCAUCCAGAACCCGCUGUACCCCAUCACCACCGAUGUUCUCUACACCGUCUGUAACCCCGUCGUUAACGUCCUGCGCAUCGUCAUCUUCAAGCGCAAUGGCAUCCAGGCCAUGGUGGAAUUUGAGUCAGUGGAGGAUGCUCAGAAGGCCAAACUGGCUCUGAACGGAGCCGACAUCUACGCCGGCUGCUGCACGCUGAAGAUCGAAUACGCUCGGCCCAACAGACUGAACGUCGUCCGCAAUGACAACAGCAGCUGGGAUUACACCAAACCCUUCCUGCUGCAGCGAGAGAGGGGAAAGGGGAGGCAGCGACAAGCCAUACUGGGAGAGCAUCCAUCCAACGGUUAUGGCUCACACUGCCCCCUGCUGCCUCUGCCAGCAAACAGCAGGUACAGGAGGGGCAGUGAGGAGGUGCAGGACAUGAUCUCCUACCCGCCGCUCCUCCGUAAGACCUCCCCAUCCCACUCCUCCUACUCCUCCGCCUACUCCUCCUACUCAUCCUCCUCCUUCCCGGGCCACGGCGCCUCAAGCUCAGUCGCCAUGGUGAGCAGCCUCCAUCCCGCCAAGAUGAACUGCAGCUGCAUCUUCAACCUCUUCUGUCUCUACGGCAACGUGGAGAAGGUGAAAUUCAUGAAGAGCGUUCCCGGCACGGCGUUGGUGGAGAUGGGGGAUGAGUACGCGGUGGACCGGGCCGUGACUCACCUCAACGGCAUCAAGGCGUUUGGCAAAAAGCUCAACGUCUGUGUGUCCAAACAGCAUGCGGUGAUCCCCAGUCAGGUGUUCGAGCUGGCCGACGGCAGCAGCAGCUACCAGGACUUCAGUCUGACCAGAAACAAUCGCUUUAGCGGCGCACAGAGCAGCAGGAACAUCAUCCAGCCGCCCGCCGCCGUCCUGCACUUCUACAACGCCCCGCCCACCCUGAGCCAGAACCAGCUGCACAAGCUCUGUACAGAACACAACGUUCCCGCCUUCACCAAGUUCAAGAUCUUUGAUGCCAAAUCCAGCUCUAAGACUCUCUCUGGUCUGCUGGAGUUUGACUGUAAAAAUGAAGCUGUGGAGGCUCUGACCGUCCUCAACCACCACCAGAUCAGAAUACCCAACAGCUCCAAUCCCUUCACCCUGAAACUCUGCUUCUCCACCUCCUCCCAUCUGUGAGCCAGAAACAAGAUGGCCGCCACAGUUGCCAGGUUCUCCAGCAUGAAGGGGAAGUUUUAUUCUUUACAGAAGGAGAAAAUGAUGCAGAGUGAUGGCAGAGGAUUUUGGUUUUUGAGUGAUGUGUUUGAAUGGAUCAUUUUAAUUGUGUGGUUCUUGUUUAUGUUAGCAUUGAGAUGGAGAAAAGCGCCUUAAUGACAUUGAACUUAUUUAGUUAACAGGUCAUUUGAGCCUCCUUUUAAAACAUGAAUGAUGCCAGCAAUCUGAGAGAAAAUCUUCUGCUCCGGAUGAAAUGUGAAUAGACUUUUCCUUCAUCAGGUCACUCAUGAGAAAUCAAAUCGAUAAAUGUCUUUCUCCUCCACAAAAGGCCCUCAUAUCCUAAAGAGAUAUGAAGAAACAGAAAUAAUCGAAUAUGAAACAGCUUUUUAGAGGAGCGAUGUAGUUGUUGUUGUAACAGACCGAACUCAGGGAGGAAUCACUAAAAAGUGUAAAACAAUCAGAUAUUAGAGUGUUUAUGUUACAAUCCUGAUAUUUUUUUAAGUAAUUUUGGUUUGAGCAGUUUAGGAUUUGAUUAGUUUUAUUUCAUUUCAUUGACUUUAAAGUUAUUUUAUUAACUUAGUUUAGCCGUUAAUGGUUAAUCAGUGUAUGUUGAUGACAAACUGAGCUCAAAGAUUAGUAGUUUUAUUUGUUGGAUUGAUUGAUUUUAACUAAAUGUUUUUAAUUAAGGAAAAAGUGUUUUAAUUGUUUUAAAUAUACCUCCUGGGUUUCCUCCACAGUUGCACUCUGACUUUUUAAGAAGAGGGGGUCGAUUCUUGUAAUACUGAGGAGCUGAUCAAUAUGAUUAUUUUAUUAGAGUUUCCUCCUUAGUUAUCAGUUGGGACGUGAAAAGCACAACAUUAUUCAUUUAUCGUUUACAGAAUAAUUUUAAGGAUAAAGUCUUUUUUAUUUUUCCUUGUUUGAACUGUGACUUUUUUAAGUAGCAAUACUUUGUAUUUAUGUUCUUACUAAAUUAAUUAGAUUCUCAUGUGGUUUCAGAAAUUGUGGUUCAGCUGUUUGAUGUCAAGUUAGCCACAAGUUAUUUAUAAGGUUGUAUUUUCAGCCGCACGCAAGUUUGCAAAAGAAAUUAUAAUAUUAAAACAGGUCUUUUCCACAAAAGCAAUUAGAGUAAAUGUCAUGUGUGAUGUGAAGGUUUUGGCCUCAAGGGACUAAACAGUUAGCAUGACGCAAAGUUAGCCGUAUAACUGCUAAAAACAUGAACAGACUUACUGUAGCCAUUUAGAAUAACAAUAACUUCCAUAAGACUUCCACUUACCACAGAACUCAAUAACAGUUUUCAUGCAAACUGUUUCUUCUGCAAUUAUCUUGAAUGUGUGAGAAGAAAAGUAGCUAUAAAAUUUAUUUUUAUGUGAUUUUUUUAACACUUUGAGCAGCACAAACUUAAGUCAUUGUAUCUCUUUUAAUAUAUCUUAGUAUGAGUGUAAUUUUGGGUGAACUGCCCCUUUAGAACAUCUUGGAGGAAUACUUCACCCACGAAAUGACCAUUUGUAUAUCAAUGACCACGUGUUACUUUGAAUUCUUGAAGAGGACUUUGUUUUUCUCACAGGCCUCCAGCAAGAAAUGUCUUGAUGAAUUAUGGAUCGAACUCCACAACAGCAAAACUAUAUCAAAACGUCCGUUUAGAAACUCUGACACAACUCAUGCAGCAUAAUCAAAGUUUCAUUUUUUCAGUCGUAUGCUCAGUACUUCCUAAACACAUGCAUUUUGACCCAAAUCUUUUUAUUUAAAACACUUCUGCAUAAACAGUCUCAGGCUUGAGAAGGCGUGCUACAUGUCUAUGCAAGUCCAAAGUGUUUUAGGUUUUAGCAAAGAUGCACGUGUUUGGGAAGUAGUCAGCAUACAACUUGAUAAAAAAACUUGGAUAUAAAUUAAACUGCCCGAGUUGUUUGAGAGUUUGUAGUUUACCUGUUGUAAUACACGGCCUCCAUUAAUUUAAUUGAUCUAGACUUUUCUCUGUUUUUUUAUUCUACAAGGUUUUCUUCAGCAAUUUAAGGCAACACAUGGCUAGUAAUUGAUUGACAAAUGGACAUGUUAUGGUUAAAGUAUUCCUUUAAUGCACAGAGUUUUCAUGGUGGUUGAACCAUUCAACAGUACUAUGUUAGUCCUCAUGUAUGAUUUUGAUUGACACCAGGCAGCCAAUCACAAACCAGUUUUCGCUUCCCAUGAAUGAUGAUCGUCAUAAAAGUUGUGUCAGUAUGCUCUGUUGUCGUGAAGAACAUGAGAAACAUGACACAUCGCCUGUGAAGGGAAGUUGACUGACUCACACUUUGUUUCUGACUGUGAACUUUGUUUGCCACUGUCUGUUUGUAAGAGUUUUGCUGUUUAUCUUAUCUGUGAUUGUCUCUGACAAAAAACAAGUCAUGUCUAACCAUCAGCUGUUUCACUUGUGUUUCCAGGUGUUCAAUAGUUACUGUAUUUUUUUCUUAGUUUCCAUCAUAUGUUACCAAUGUAAAAAAUCUAAUCCAUAAAACUGCCACUGGAUCUGCCAUUGAAUUGAACUGUUUGCCACAAUUUUUGGUUUAAAGUUGAGUUCUGUGGUCUGCAGAAUAAACAAUGACCUGUAGUCUGAGCCAUCUGAAGUCAACAUGGUGAAUCCAUGGAUGUAUUGUGAAUAUUCCUAUGUGUCGAAAACUUCUGCUGUCACAAUAUUUUGGCCUGAAAUUAAAUAACACGA